AUGGAAGAGAACAAAUCUCCCGGAGAGAAACAUGCAGACAGCACGGCUACCUCAGAUAACCACGAUGGCUGUUCUAUUGUCGCAGAGCAUACCCGAGAGGUACCAGUUAGCUUCGGCCUGCUGUCCCUCACAGGUCUAGGCAUCAUCAUAGGAGUUGUCUGGCCUGCUUCCGGUGGUUCAAUCCAAGUUGCUAUCUUCAAUGGCGGAUCUCCAGGCGUACUAUACGAGUUCAUCGUCGUAUCCUUCUUCUACUUCUUCGUCGCCACAUCCCUGGCCGAGCUUGCCAGUGCCAUGCCCUCCAGCGCGGGCGUAUACUACUGGGCCUCUGUCACCCCAGGCAAACGAUAUGGCCGUGUAGUUGGCUUCUUCGCCGGCUGGUGGAAUUAUCUAGGCUGGAUAUGCGCUGGUGCAAGUAUGGCUGCGAUAUGGAGCAACAGCAUCAUCCAGAUCUAUGCACUAAAGCAUCCCGAUUACAUCGUGAAAGAAGUUCAUGUCUUUGUGGUAUUUGUCAUUUCCACGUGGCUCGCCUGCUUCUCAGUCUGUUUCGCUGGUCGGGCAAUGCCUCUUCUCAACCAAUUCGGCAUCUACUGGCUCCUGAUCGGUCUGCUAAUAACCAUCGUGGUUCUUGUAGCUGUACCUCUUCGAGGUGGAGGAAGCGGCCAUGCAACUUCUUCCUUUGUAUGGCUUGAGUGGCAAGCAGACCUCGGUUAUCCUAACGUUAUAGUGUUCCUUUGCGGCAUGUUAAACGGUGCUUACAGUGUUGGCUGCCCUGCAGCUGUAAGUCAUCUGGCUGAGGAGAUACCCCGUCCGCAGAGGAAUGUGCCUCUUGCAAUGGGCCUUCAGGUUAUUACGGGUUUCAUCACAGGCUUCUCAUAUCUGAUCGCUCUCAUGUAUUCCGUCCAUAGCUACGACAGGAUCUUCGCGAGCCAAUUCCCCCUUGCCGAGAUUUACCUUCAAGCUACUGGAUCAGCUGAUAGAACGAUCUGCCUCCUGGUCCUCAUGCAGAUAUGUAUUGGACUGACCAUCGUCGGUCUUUACAUCACGUGUGGACGAACCUUGUGGACAUUGAGCCGUGACGGGGCAACGCCAUGGCCAUCAGUCUUUUCCAAAUUCAACCUCAAGUUCGACGCACCCAUCAAUGCAACCAUGGCUUCUGCGGUACUUGUAACCUUGGUGGGAUGCAUUUACAUCGCUAGCAAGACAGCGUUCAACGCUAUUAUCGGUUCCUUCGUACUUAUGUCGUCGUCAGCAUACACCGCAGCUGUCCUGCCUCAUCUUCUCACAGGGCGAAGAAAUGUCGUUUAUGGACCGAUACGCAUGGGUAGAAAGCUGGGUCUCGUGGUCAACACGAUUGCGAGCGCAUAUAUGGUGAUUGCUUUUGUUAUUUACUGCUUACCCUUUUCCUUACCCGUCACUGCUCAGAAUAUGAACUAUGCCUGUUUGGUUUGGGGUGGCUCGACUUUGCUGCUGGGUAUCUACUGGUUAUGGAAGGGGAGGCAUGGGUAUACAGGACCUAUCAGGGAGUCUGAGGGAGGCCAAUAA
Fusarium subglutinans is the source of this 1542-nucleotide messenger RNA. RefSeq names its product cholin permease. Gene Ontology annotation, cellular component: membrane. Bases 1 to 1542 code for a protein of 513 amino acids. The transcript has 2 exons. The record is from RefSeq and is a predicted model, not a curated record. Gene Ontology annotation, molecular function: transmembrane transporter activity. Lineage: Eukaryota; Fungi; Ascomycota; Sordariomycetes; Hypocreales; Nectriaceae. Gene Ontology annotation, biological process: transmembrane transport.